GUGUUUCAAUGCAAGAUACUCCUCUCACUGGGAGAGGCCAGUCAAAUAGAAGCCGGGGUCGUCCUAAAGGUUCAAGUGGUGGCUCAAAAGGUGGCACAGGGAAAGGCAGAAGCCGGAAGUCAAUAGCAGGAAGCGCAGCUGCAAUGGCAGGAGCCAAAGCAGGAGCAGCAGCAGCCUCGGCAGCUGCGUACGCAGCGUACGGGUACAGUGUCUCAAAAGGCAUGUCUGCAAAUAGCCCUCUGCAAACAGCAAUUAUUCGGCCUUCUGGACUUGCAGAUUUUGGACCUUCAAGCGCCUCUUCUCCCUUGAGUUCCCCUUUGAGCAAAGGAAACAGUGUGUGUGGGACCCCCAAAAGCUUAAACCUGACCAGCAGUCUCAUAUCAGAAACUCCAAUUCGGAAGCAAAGCAAAGGUGCCCACACCUCAGGUGGUCGGUAGUAAUUUUGAACCCCCAAAGCUUGUCUGAACUGCGUUGGCUUUCAGAGCAGACCACCCUGCCAGUUGAAGGCAUGCAAACGAAUGCCUUGAUGCUGUCCAGCACGUGUGUGGAAAGAAAAUCAAAGCACAAUUGGAGUGGGUGGUUUAUGUGAGCACUUUGAUUAUUUGUAUUCCAAAAAACUAUCUUUGCAGACACUGC
Messenger RNA from Nestor notabilis (Kea), 636 nucleotides. Its product is annotated as DNA helicase INO80-like. The transcript has 2 exons. NCBI's taxonomy places the organism in Eukaryota, Metazoa, Chordata, Aves, Psittaciformes, Psittacidae. The coding region runs from base 9 to 437 and encodes 142 amino acids. The record is from RefSeq and is a predicted model, not a curated record.